Suillus subaureus is the source of this 1245-nucleotide messenger RNA. Its product is annotated as kinase-like domain-containing protein. Gene Ontology annotation, biological process: spliceosomal complex assembly; regulation of mRNA processing; protein phosphorylation. Lineage: Eukaryota; Fungi; Basidiomycota; Agaricomycetes; Boletales; Suillaceae. The transcript is spliced from 10 exons. Gene Ontology annotation, molecular function: protein kinase activity; ATP binding. The coding region runs from base 1 to 1245 and encodes 414 amino acids. The record is from RefSeq and is a predicted model, not a curated record.
AUGUUUGUCGUAGCCAACUCACUUCGUAGCGCUCUAAGGAAGACCCUAGGUCGCACACUUCCUCGCUUUGCUUCCACAUCUACCUCACCGACUCGCGACUCUAUUAAAAGACCUUUGGACGAUCCGUUCGUCCGUGUACAGAUCAACGACAAAGAUGAUGGGGAAGAAUUUGUGUGCGAUGAAGAGCCACUUCAUUUUGGAGAGGGCAAGCUUGAAAUCAUAAGAAAACUUGGAUGGGUCGGUAAUUCCAACGUGUGGCUUGCGCGGUCCCUGGGGUUCUUACAGUUAACGCCACCGCAGGUGUGGUGCAAGGACUUCUACUGUGAGGUAGACUCUCUUAGGACCAUCAAAACAGCUAAUCCUGAUCAUCCCGGCCACCAACACUGCCUUCAUCUCUAUGACGUAAUCGCCGAAAAGAGCUGCCAUGGUCCUCACAUUUGCAUUGUGACCAACAUUCUGGGGGCAAACAUGAUCGUCAAACAAACACUUCUUGCUCUGGACUACCUUCACCGCGAGUGCAGCUUCGUACAUACAGAUGUAAAACCCGACAACAUUCUCGUCUCCCACUUAUCUCCUGAACCUAUCAUCACAGUAAAGUUGCAGCUGCUCCCUAAUUUCGGUCUUUGGGAAGAUGCGAGCAACCUCAAGGUUUGUCUGAUUGAUUAUGCAACACCUGCCAAAGAGCAUCGAGUAGAACUAGUACAACCUGUUCUCCUCUGGGCGCCAGAAGUUACUCUGGGACAUGGGUGGUCUGCACCCAUCGACGUAUGGUCCAUGGGAUGUUUAGUUUUCGAAUACCUGACUGGUGCAGCUAUGUUUCAACUCUCGGAGUCUUCUUCCAUCAGCGUGGAAAAUCUUUCUCUCCAACGAAUCCUCGAACAUAUUGGUCCUUUUCCACCUAGCUUUUUGGAACGAUGUCAACACUGGAGUGAUUUCUUUGACGAACGAGGAUCACUCCGCAUUCAUAAUUUGAUCCCUCAGGCAAUGGAAAGCUGUCUCCGAGCAUAUAAAGUUAUGGACGAGAAGGACAUAGCUCCUGCCGCUGUUUUUAUUCGGAGGUGUUUAACUAUUGAUCCCCACGCACGACCUACAGCCUUGGAACUACUAGAUGACGAGUGGCUCAAAAACUGUGAGACAGCGGCAUGGAUUUCUGGUGCAAGUGCUUUGUUAGGUUGCUCAUCUGGUAUGUCUAAUAGGAAGUCGGAGACGCAGAAGAAUGCCAUAGGAGAAACUGACGACACUUAA